Amphibalanus amphitrite is the source of this 3927-nucleotide messenger RNA. Its product is annotated as enhancer of polycomb homolog 1-like. The transcript has 13 exons. Bases 709 to 2712 code for a protein of 667 amino acids. Lineage: Eukaryota; Metazoa; Arthropoda; Thecostraca; Balanomorpha; Balanidae. The record is from RefSeq and is a predicted model, not a curated record. Gene Ontology annotation, biological process: regulation of transcription by RNA polymerase II. Gene Ontology annotation, cellular component: piccolo histone acetyltransferase complex.
AGCUGAAGAACUAUCAUUGUAGGUGGCAGCACUAUCAAAAUAUGGCUCCGAUUCUGCUGUUUUGGCUGAAAAAUCCGCCAUUUUGUGAACGCGAAAACUUGAGACUGUGCUGCCCAGCGACUGAGUUUUUACAUUUGUGCUUGUUCCUGCGCUUUACAAUUCUGCAUUAUGUGUUUUCUGAACCAAGGUGCUUGAAAUGGUGAGCGUGGCGCUCGCUAUUUCGCGGUGUCGGCCGUGUGAGCUGAUAUAUGCUAUGGACGAUUGACGGGUGCUCAGGGAACGCUUGCUAUGAGUAAGCUUUCAUUUAGGGCUAGGGCACUCGAUGCCUCCAAGCCCAUGCCCAUUUAUUUGUCAGAAGAGCUUCCUGAUCUUCCUGAGUACCUCUCUAUAAAUCGGGCGGUGCCUCAGAUGCCGUCUGGAAUGGAAAAAGAGGAGGAAUCGGAACGCCACUUACAAGAGGCGAUAAGCGCUGGGAAAGUGAUCCCAACACCAGAGGUGUUUGGGCUGGAGGAGCUCGGGGACGGCGACAGACUGAAUCUUCUCUACCCGCAUAACAACAAAGUACCCAAACAGUACAUUCACUACCAGUCGUGGUUGGUUUGUGAUGUUCUGAUGACUUAGCCAAUUCUUUGUGGAUGAUGAAACUUGUUUUCAGCUUAUGCCUUUGAUAAUGACGUUCCCGAAUACGAUUUGGACUCGGAUGACGAAAUGUGGAUCAAUGCGCAAGUAAAAAAGAUGGACGUCUCUCUUACAUACGACCAGUUUGAAGAGAUGAUGGACCGUCUGGAGAAGGGCUCUGGCCAACAGGUGAUCACGCUGAAGGAAGCCAAGCUGCUUCUCAAGGAGGAUGACGAUCUCAUAGUGGCCGUCUAUGAUUAUUGGCUUAAUAAGAGGCUCAGACUGCAAUAUCCGCUCAUUCCGACCGUGAAGACGGAAAAGACGGUUGGUGCAGGACACACCAACAAUCCGUAUAUCGCUUUCCGUCGACGCGUCGAAAAGAUGCAAACCAGGAAGAACCGCAAAAAUGACGAGGCCUCUUAUGAGAAAAUGCUGAAACUCCGCCGGGAUCUCAGUCGUGCAGUAACCAUCCUCGAAAUGGUUAAGCGCAGAGAGAAGAUGAAAAAGGAGCAUCUGCAUCUAACAGUCGAAAUCUUCGAAAAGCGGUACUCUAUUGGCGACUUCAGCGGUCAGGUGCUAACCGACGUCAGUGCUUACAAGGCCUCGUCGGUGAGCAGCGGCCUGGCGCCGGGCGGUGGCGGCGCGGCGGCGGCGUCCGCGCAGUGUCAGACGCCGGCGCCGCCGCCGCCGCCGCCCCCGCCGCCGCCCGCGCAGUCGGUCACCUCGCGCCCGGCAUUCAACUCGUCCAUCUACCUCAACCAACACCAGUGGGCCACCAAAGUGAAAAUCCGCACCGUGCAGGACGAUCUUCCACCAAAAGAGAAACGUGCUUACAAGAAGAGAAAGCACGGUCGCUCACACAUCAUACCCUCUGCAAGACCGUCCACAAGCGGCUACCUUCACGUCAGUGACGUGGUCAUCGACACGGUGACCAGUGACGAGGAGGAGGCGGCGCCGCUGCCGUCCAGUCUGUCCGCGCACCUGCCGGCGGCCAGCGCCGUCUCGGAAGGCGAGGACGAAGACCCGGACGGCGAGUUCACAUUCCGCCGCAAAAGGAACUGCUCCUACCUGGCGCCAUCGCUCUCCGAGCGGCUGGAGGGCAGAGGUGCUGGCCAGGAGCCGCCGCCGUCUGUCCGCGGCGCGGCCGGGAAGCGCCAUUACCGGCUAGGAUCGCUGCGGCGGCCCCGACGGCACUUCCUCGGGCUGGUGCGGCACAGAGUCGGCAGGGGCGGGAGGGUAAUCAUUGACCGGACGUUCGCCAAUGGUGACGACUACUGGCGGUCACUGGACUUUGAUGUGCUAACAGACAGCAGGGGGACGGAGAGCUUCUCGCGGCGCUUCUGUCCUGUGGAGGAGCCCCCGCCGAGCCCCGUUUCGGAGCUGGACGUGGAGGACUACAUCCAGCACCUGCCGUCCGGUUACCAGAUCGAGGGCACGCCGCUGGACGCGAGCGGCUCUGUGAGCAGCUCCCAGCCACCCGGCCGGCCGCUCAGCGUCCACAUGGUGCCCAGCUCCAGCGUUCGGCUGGUGCCCACCCCGGAGCUGGCCGCGGACGUGUGCUCGCCGCCGGCCAGUCCGACCGGCGACACGCUCGGCCUGUCGUCGUUCUCGCUGGCGCCGUCAGAUACAUUCAGUGAACUGGUGACGAACCUGAUUAGCCCGUACCUAGUGGACAGUGACGGUGUGCUAAUGGACAGUGCCCAGAACGGCGCCGAUCUGGACGGUGCCGAGGAGGGCAGUUGGACGGCCUCCGAACCCCCUGCCGACUCGGCGGGACCCGCGGCCGGCAGGACGACCGGCUUCUCGGGUGCAGAACGCUGUGGCCGGCCAGAGGUGAACGGCGGCGUGUGGCCCACGCCGGUGACGUCAGCGCCGUCUGGCCUGGUGACGCUGCUGGGCGGCAGCGGCGGCAUGACGACCACGUCGGCGGGCAGCGCCGUGCUGCUGGCUGACACGCCGCCCGCCAUGGAGCUGAUGACCGACAAGGCCGACAAUGGCCACCUGGCCGGCAGUGAACCCCACUCGCGGCAUAGUGAACCGCCGGUCUCGGCCAGCGAUGUGAGGAAGGGCUGUGGUCCCAUGGAGGUGACCUGAGCAGGAGCCGUCGCUGGCCAGCCGUUUCAGUUUCACUCUCGGAAGCGCAGGCUUCUGAUCAGCCCCGUCCCAAUGCGUUAUUCGAUAUGACGAAUAGAUGUUUCUCCGUACGCCAGUACUACUCGGCAUGCCUUGUUUAUUUGAUAGAAACACAAUUUUAGUACAAACUCAUGUAGGUGGUGUGAAUUUCAUCGCUGGGCAUUUAUGGUCGGUUGCAUCGUCAUUUCUAUUCAGUUGUAACUAAGUGGAUGACUGUAUCCUGCUGAAAAGUUCUGCUGUCUGAUUCAGUUGAUUGGGUAUUUAUUAUGAUCAUUUCACUCUCCACACUAGUUCCAUGGCGUACUUUGGAUGGGGUGAGUGACAGCUCAUGGAUAACAGCCGUGAAUGGCUGGGGUCCACACUAUCAUUGUGUUUUUCAAUGACAUAUCCUUGUUGAUUUCGCAAGUAGCAGUCUUGUUCAGGUGGUGAACUGCGAGAUCCGCGCGCACAGUCAGUCCCGAAUAACGCAUUCAGUUGAACAUAGGUAAACUACAUAAAUUCUGUCUCAUGUUUGCACAUAAGGCAUGGAUAGUUCAUCCUAGACGGGAGAGCCCGUAUAUUCCAGAUUGUCUUUGGGAGAUUUAGAAAAAAAGUACAGGCUGCCUCGUUGUUCCUGUUUACCCCAUUCGUUGUUUUAGUCUAGGACCUUGCAUUGAAUGGCGAAUUUAACACAUAAAAAGCAAAGGAUUAAGUAGACUUGAUGAGAUAUACCAGUUGCAAAAUCAUCGCAAAAUUGUACAUAACAUAGUUACAGUAUUGACCAAACGGUUUGGUGAGCAUUGUCUUGUUUUACUGGUGGCUGUGGUGUUACGCGUGACGGUUGACGUCAACAUUGUCAAAUGUGUUGGCGACUCGCGCGAGUGGCGGGCCGCCGGUCGGAUCACUGUCGGUGCCGUGCUUUUUGUGGAAUCAAUUGUCCCCGAUAACUCGCUUGUAUCGCUGUGCGCCUCGAUGCGCUGAACGUCUUUCAUGAGACUGGUGUGUGUGGCCGUUCUGUACGGCGGAGCGCGUCCGCCAGGCCACUACCGGGCGUGCCGGACGUGGCGGCGGCGCGUGUCUGCCGGCUCUAUACGCUUUCAUUGUGAUGUGUAUGGUCAUUUAUUGUAGCACUUCUGUACAUAUGUCAUGAAUCGCAUUGCUCUGGCAAAAAGAAAGAAAUAAAUGUCAUCAUCUCUG